Penicillium canescens is the source of this 1887-nucleotide messenger RNA. RefSeq lists its product as uncharacterized. The coding region runs from base 1 to 1887 and encodes 628 amino acids. The transcript has a single exon. NCBI's taxonomy places the organism in Eukaryota, Fungi, Ascomycota, Eurotiomycetes, Eurotiales, Aspergillaceae. Gene Ontology annotation, cellular component: TORC1 complex; fungal-type vacuole membrane. The record is from RefSeq and is a predicted model, not a curated record.
AUGCCGACCUCCAAUACCACCUCUUCCCCCGUCAAGCGCCCCGGUCUCGGCCGCCGUGCGGUAUCCUCUCAUGCAGUCGUCACGCGCGCCAACCCGAAUGACCUGUCGGAGUCUCACACGCAGAAGGCGCCCGUGCAUCAUAAGGCACACCGCGCCCAUGUUGUUGGCGGUCACCGCAAUCAUCACCGAAACCCCUCCAUCGGAAAAAACCUGAGCAAACUCCAGCGAUUCCAACUUGCCCAGGUUGGUCCCGAAACUACCGGGCGUCAUCACCAGCGCAAGAAGUCUGCGCCCGCAACUCCGAUAGCAAGCCCCAAAGAAGGUGGACAUGUUCGUUGGGAUAAUGCCGUCGAUAAUCAGCCCACCGCUCCUCCUAUGAAGAGAAACUAUUCGACUCCUGCCUUGCGCCGGAAUAACUCGGCUGUCGGGAAGAAAGCGUUGGUGACCGAACGACCCCAUUCCAGUGCAGCAAAAAAGAAGACGGUCGGCUUCGAGUUGGGUGAUGACGACGUCGAGGUCGACGACGCUGAUUGGGAAGAUACCACUCAGUCGCCCGAAAGUACGCGGCGUAACUCUGUCGUGCCAUCCAACCACAGCGCUGAUAACACCACUAUUCUUGUCGAUCCCCUUACAUUUGUGAAGCGCCCCUACCCUCAGAUUGCUCGGGCGACCAGUCUCCCAGAAUCGAUCACAAGCAAGUUUGCUCGGGAACGUGCCGAAUUGGAAGAAGGCCAGGACCAAGAGGAAGACGAGGACCACCACGACUCUGACAACGACUCCGAGAACUCUAGCCAGCACACUGAGCAAGGUGAUAUCGCAACCCGCCUUCUCAGCCCCUCCCACUCGGCCAAAGCACCUCCCGCCAUGUCUUCGAUUUCGGCGAUGGUCAAGCCGGCGGCCAAGGAUCCCGCAUCGCGCAGCAGCGCAUCUCUCAACCUGGCUGCUGGCCAGGAAAGCGCCCGCCGCACGUAUUCUACGGCCAGCAUGGCCAGCAUGCCUGGCUCUCACCCUCACGCUACCUCAUCCUCUAUGGAAGGAGGUGUCUCGAGAUUCAUUAUGAACAACAAGAACAGCAUCCAAGCAUCAUCCCGUACUGAUUCUGACCCGAACACCCCGUCUUCAUUCCUCCCUCACUACCAUCCGCAGACCCCGCCUUCUCCUGGUCGCGCCACUGGCAAAUCCACUGCUUCUCCUGCGCGCCCACGUGGUGCUGACUUGCCUUCUCGGACACAGCAGAAGCUAUGGCUUCAACGCACUGCCACUCUCAACAACUCUCCCCCUGAUAGCCACGGGGUUCCACCUUCGGCAGCCCCGUCCACGGUUGACCCAACCUUCAACACAGUCAACCAUACGCGCCCUGGUACUGUCACAUUUGACGCCAGCCGAGGGUUGACCAGCGGCGGUCGAGCUGGAGGCGCAGGACAUGACGGUGAAACUCGGCAUAUCCGCAAGGCGUACGAGAAAACCUCCCUAGAACUCACAGUUGUGCGGCGUUUCCAAUCUCCCACCGGAGAGAGCUUCGCCCGACUUCGUCAUGUUGCCCGAGCAGCUAAGGUUGCACAAACAUCAUCAGCACUCGGCAAGCAAGUCAAACCAGCCCCCUCUUUGCCUCUUCUCCAACAAGGCAAGCGUCCCAGUCGCCUCAGUUCAAGUCCCACGUCUAAACCAUCAACUCGUAACCCAAUCACGAUCGAAGAUUCAGCGGCCAACAGCGACCCCACCAAGUCUGCCAAGUCCAGUGAUCCUUCUUCUCGCAUCCUCUCCACCUCCGCCGAAGCCUCACGGGAUCUCAUAGGCGAGAACGAAGUUGAAGACUACCAGGUCAACGACGCCGAAAUGAUGAUCCGUCGGAUCUGGGAAAGCCGAGAGGUAGCCACGCACGGCUAA